UGAUUUAUCCCUACCCCACGAACAAAACUAAGCAAUAUUGGCCAUGGGGGAGCCCCGGCCUCCAAGUAAUCUUCCACAGGAGAUUUUAUUUUUCCAAAUACUACCAAGGCUUCCCGUCAAAGCUCUACCCAAUGUAAUGUGUGUUUGCAAGAAAUGGUACUUGUUCCUAAAUUCAGGUGCUUUUGCCACCAGCUACCACCACCACGUAACCGCCAACGAUCACCAUGAAAACCACCACAAAUAUAUCGUCAUACCUACCACAAACCGAUAUUCAUACACAUACACCAUACAAGAAAAGUUCCGUAGGUUUGACUGUGAAACACCAGAAGAUGGUUUAACAGGAAACCUUCGUUUACCAUUUUAUAUACCAUUCAAUUAUGAAAACGUGUCGAUUUUAACAUCUUUGCAUGGAUUAUUAUGCGUAGGCAUAAGCGAGGUGGAAUGUUCUCCCGAAUAUUAUGCUUUAAUUUUAUGGAAUCCUUUGACAGGUGACAAUAAGAAGUUGUCUACAAAGGGUUCUAGGAAUGAAUGUUACGAGAUCUCUGAUGGUAUAUUUGGGUUGUAUUAUAUCUCUUCUGAUGACGACUACAGGCUUCUAUGUGUGAAACGUUAUCCCAAUGCUUGUAUUUAUAUAUACUCAUUAAAAUCCGACACAUGGAGAAAGGUCAGGUCAACAGAGGACUUCCGACAAAGGGCUUCCAACUGGGCUUCACUUGUAAGUAAGUACCCGGAGCAGCCAAAGCAUAUACUGUUAAAUGAACAACUCUAUUUCUUAAAACAAGUUGAUAGAGGAAAAGGGGCCUUUAUUCAUUCAUAUUCAGUUAUGAGGUUCGAAACAAAGACCGAAAAGUUCACAGAGAUAGUGAUGCCUUCUUUUGGAAAUCAAAUGACAAGCUCUUUGGAUUUCAUGGUUCUAAAAGGGUGCAUUCACUUAUGUGUUGCUAUUCUCAUCGAGGAUAGAAGUUAUAUGGAAAACCAACGUUGUUAUGAAAUGAUCGAGUUAUGGAGGAUGGAUGGAGAUGGAGAUUGGACGAAGGUGUUAACUUAUGGCCCGAUGUCAUUUUUUCUUUGGAGUCGGUCGCUACUGCACUUGAUGAGAAAUGGAAAUUGGCUCAUUCAAAACGAAGGUGAUGUUUACGUAUUAGAUAUGAAGAAGCAUACCAAAGAAAUGGUGUUAACAUGUAACCCAAUCUAUACCCAGUAUAUGUCUAAAGAAGCAUACUACAGAAUGUGUUCCAAAAGUAUCACUCCAAGAGGGAAAUACAUCGAGACUUCUGUGUCACCCAAUAAAUAUUCUCUAUAUGAGGCAUAUGAAAGAGUCAUGAUUGAGAAGUAUGGGAACGAUGUCACUCAACAUCCGGAGGAAACUGUUGAGUUACGGGUGCAAAGUCAGGGAGGAAGAUCCUCAGAUCUUAAGUUCGCGAUAACAGGAACACCCUCUGGGGGUUGUGUCAUGUCCUCCAUUGAGUACAAAGAGUCACAAGAACAGGUACACUAA
Lactuca virosa is the source of this 1498-nucleotide messenger RNA. The record is from the annotation of a GenBank genome assembly. NCBI's taxonomy places the organism in Eukaryota, Viridiplantae, Streptophyta, Magnoliopsida, Asterales, Asteraceae.